This is a messenger RNA of Urocitellus parryii (Arctic ground squirrel), 1497 nucleotides long. RefSeq names its product keratin 24 (gene Krt24). Gene Ontology annotation, cellular component: cytoskeleton. Gene Ontology annotation, molecular function: structural molecule activity. NCBI's taxonomy places the organism in Eukaryota, Metazoa, Chordata, Mammalia, Rodentia, Sciuridae. The record is from RefSeq and is a predicted model, not a curated record. Gene Ontology annotation, biological process: intermediate filament organization; epithelial cell differentiation.
AUGUCUUGCUCUUCUCGCAUCUCCUCCUCCAGGGCUGGGAGCAGCAGGGUGUCCGCUGGUAGAAGCAGCGUCAGCAGUGGAAGCAGAUGUGGUCUGGGGGGUGGCUCUGCCAGAGGCUUCCAAGGAGGAACUGGCAACUGUGGCCUGAGUGGGGGACCUAGCAGUGGCUUUGGAGGUGGCUUUGCAGGAGGCUUUGGGAGCUGCUCAGUAAGAGGUGGUCUGGGAGCAACCUUGGGCUCCGGAGGUUGCUUUGGUGGGGGCUCUGGAUUCAGCAGCGGUGAUAAUAGAGGUUUCUACAGCCAUGGAGGUGGUAUGGGGGGUUGCCUGAGUGGUGGCGUUGGUGACGGGGGGCUUUUCUCUGGAGGUGAGAAGCAAACCAUGCAGAACCUCAAUGACCGCCUGGCCAAUUACCUAGACAAGGUCAGAGCCCUGGAGGAGGCCAACACUGAUCUGGAGAAUAAAAUCAAGGCGUGGUAUGACAAAUUUGGGCCUGGGUCUGGGAAAGAUGGUUCUGGAAGAGAUUAUAGCAAAUACUAUUCAAUAAUUGAAGAUCUCAGGAACCAGAUCAUUACGGCCACUGUUGAAAAUGCUAGAACCAUUUUGCAGAUUGACAACGCCAGACUGGCUGCUGACGACUUCAGACUGAAGUAUGAAAACGAGCUGUGUCUCCGGCAGAGCGUGGAGGCCGACAUCAGUGGCCUGCGGAAAGUCCUGGAUGACCUGACCAUGACCCGCUCUGACCUGGAGAUGCAGAUUGAGAGUCUCACUGAGGAGCUGACCUAUCUGAAGAAGAGUCACGAGGAGGAAAUGAAGAGUAUGCAAGGAAGUUCUGGAGGGGAUGUGACUGUGCAAAUGAAUGCUGCCCCAGGAACCGACCUGACCAAAUUAUUGAAUGACAUGAGGGCACAGUAUGAGGAGCUGGCUGAGCAGAACCGCCGGGAGGCAGAGGAACAGUUCAACAAGCAGAGUGCAGCCCUGCAAGCACAGAUCUCUACUGAUGCUGGGGCCGCCAGUUCUGCCAAGAAUGAGAUAACAGAACUGAAACGUACCCUGCAAGCCCUGGAAAUUGAGCUUCAGUCCCAACUGGCCAUGAAAAGCUCCCUGGAAGGGACUCUGGCUGAUACAGAAGCCAGCUACGUGGCUCGGUUGUCAGAAAUUCAGGUGCAGAUCAGCAGCCUGGAGGAGCAGAUCUGCCAGAUCCGGAGUGAGACCGAAUGCCAGAACACAGAAUACGAGCAAUUGCUGGACAUCAAGUCCCGCCUGGAGAUGGAGAUCGAGACCUACCGCAGCCUGCUCGAUGGAGAAGGAGGGGGCUGGGGAUAUAGCUCAGUUGGAUCCAGGGAUUUGGUAUCGGGUGACUCAAGAUCUGGAAGCUAUUCUGGUCAAGGAAGAGAUCCCAACAAGACGAGAGUCACUAAGACCAUCAUAGAAGAGGUGGUGGAUGGCAAAGUCGUCUCAUCUCAAGUCAGCAGUAUCUCAGAGGUGAAAAUAAAAUGA